AUGGCAACAGUUGAGGAGGAGCACCCACCCGUCGUCAAAUCUCCUGCCGUUCAGAGUGAGAAGUCUCCAGAGCUCCAAAAUGAGGCUUCAUCGACUCCAAAGGAACAAACAGAAUUGAAGGAGGGUACCCCAGAGCCGCCGGGCGAGCAUGCUUCCGAGCCUCCUGAGGCAGCGGAGGAGACUCCAGUGGUUACUUCCUCAUCGAAUGCGACUUCUUCUGCGCGCCGCCCGCAGACGCGCUCACAGACCGGAACCGUGCCUAAGCGCCGAACACGCGACGACUCCGACCACAUCGUCGAAACCAAAAAGCGAGCCCCCAGGAAGAAGCGAAAAGUCUCUCCUGCUGUUGCUGCUGAAGCCUCGAGCUCACACAGCCAGAGCGCCUCUGGAAGUCCGAAGCCACCACCCACGCGUGAGGCUUCCUUGGCUUCCUCAGCGUCCAGUGCUGCUGCACCUGCACCUUCGCCAACCCCUAACACCAACACCGCAGAGCGAGAACUCACCUUCUAUCAUUCCUCCGUCCCCGACAGCCAACCUCAGUUGCGCCUGCCACGUUCGCGCGCCUCGCUCCCUACUCCUAUUCCGAAUUUGACGAAAAAGAGCCGAGGCCGGCGCGUACCCACCAAAGACGUCGGGGCUCCCGAUCCGGAUCAGAAGGACAGCAGGUUGUACGUCUGCACCGUCGAGGGGUGUGGCAAGUGCUUUCAUCGCGGCGAGCACCUCAAGAGGCACAUUCGCUCGAUCCACACGCACGAGAAGCCGUUCAAAUGCACGUUCCCCCUGUGCGAGAAGUUCUUCAACCGACAUGACAACCUCCUCCAGCACCUCAAGGUGCACCGGCAGAUCGACCCCAACGACACCACCACCAACGACAAAAGUGCCAGCGCGCCUGCGGCUCGCCAGCGUUCACUCUCUCCUGCCUCUGAACGCUCGCCGUCCCCUCCAUCCCUCAUUCCACCCCCAGCAGCCCAAUCUCGCACGAUCUACAACGCCUUCCCGCAGCCAAAUACUGUGCCAUAUCCUUCCUUCCCUCCCCCUAUGCCGAUUGUCUAUAGCUCCCACAUGGUCCUCAGCAGUGGCAGCUCUGAGCCGCCGAUGAGCCUGAUCGGCAAUAUGGCGGUCUCGUCGCUACGCACUGAGGUGAGCUCGCUGAGAACGGAGAUGCCACAGUCGCCCACGGACAUCAGGGGUAGUGGGCUGCCUGUGGGUGAGUACCAGAGGGCCUACUAA
Messenger RNA from Cyclocybe aegerita, 1230 nucleotides. The record is from the annotation of a GenBank genome assembly. NCBI's taxonomy places the organism in Eukaryota, Fungi, Basidiomycota, Agaricomycetes, Agaricales, Hemipholiotaceae.